AUGAGGUGGCGCAGACCCUCAGAAGCCAAGGUGGGCCUGGUCCUGGCCUUGGCUCUGGCUGCCUUCUCCUUCCUCUUCCUCUUGCGUCUGCCCAUGUGGCCACCAGUCUGCCAGGUUCCAGAGGAGCCAUCUGAUAUUCCCAAGGCCUUGGUGGACUGGCCCUCACUGGUUGCACGCUCACUGCCUGCCCCGUGCCAGGCGAACACCUCGGCCGCCACCCAGCCAGAUUUUGCACAACAGCCGCAGCAGGUGCGCAACUUCCUGCUGUACAAACACUGCCGUGACUUCCUACUGCUGCAGGAUGUGCCACCAGAUAAGUGUGCGCAGCCCGUAUUCCUGCUGCUGGUAAUCAAGUCGUCGCCGGCCAACUACGAGCGGCGUGAGAUGGUGCGCCGCACUUGGGGCCGUGAGCGCGAGGUUCAUGGCGUUCAUCUGCGCCGCCUCUUCCUGCUGGGGACCUCCCCCAAUGCGCUCGAGGCCCGCAAGGUGAAUCAGCUGCUGGCGCUGGAGGCGCGCGUGCACGGCGACAUUCUGCAGUGGGACUUCCAUGACUCCUUCUUCAACCUCACACUCAAGCAGGUGCUGUUCCUACAGUGGCAAGAGACACGAUGCAAUAACGCCAGCUUCCUGCUUAAUGGGGACGAUGAUGUCUUCGCACACACGAGCAACAUGGUUGCCUACUUGCAGGGCCAUGACCCCAGCCGCCACCUCUUCGUGGGGCACCUGAUCAGAAAUGUGGGCCCCAUCCGGGUUCCCUGGAGCAAGUACUACAUACCAAAGGUGGUGACCAAGGAAGAACAAUACCCGCCCUACUGUGGGGGGGGUGGCUUCCUGUUGUCCCGCUUCACAGCUGCUGCCCUGCGCAGGGCGGCCCGUGUCCUGGACCUCUUCCCCAUUGAUGAUGUCUUCCUGGGCAUGUGCUUGGAACAUGAGGGCCUGAAGCCCGCCAUGCAUAGCGGCAUCCACACUGGAGGCAUACAGGCCCCCUCACCACGCCUGCCCUCCUUCGACCCCUGCUUCUACAGGGAGCUGCUGCUGGUACAUCGUUUCCUGCCCUACGAGAUGCUGCUCAUGUGGGAUGCACUCAGCCAGCCCAACCUCACCUGUGGCAAGCGAACACAGGUAUACUGA
Orycteropus afer afer is the source of this 1131-nucleotide messenger RNA. It is a transcript of the gene B3GNT3, whose product is annotated as UDP-GlcNAc:betaGal beta-1,3-N-acetylglucosaminyltransferase 3. The record is from RefSeq and is a predicted model, not a curated record. The transcript is spliced from 2 exons. Gene Ontology annotation, cellular component: membrane. Lineage: Eukaryota; Metazoa; Chordata; Mammalia; Tubulidentata; Orycteropodidae. Bases 1 to 1131 code for a protein of 376 amino acids. Gene Ontology annotation, molecular function: N-acetyllactosaminide beta-1,3-N-acetylglucosaminyltransferase activity.